AUGUCAAACCAAUUCUCCACCCAAUUCUCCACCGCCAACUCGUCCAGCACCUCCUCAACCUCCCUCGCCACGCUCCUUCACCGAGCGGACCAACUCUCCACCUCGUUCAACUCGCACCACCGCCAUUCGCUCAACAACGUCGAGGCGAUCCAAUCCGCGCACGUGCAGUUGCAGAACCUGUUGAGUAUGCCUACUGGGGGGAUGGUGACGAGGAGUAGACCGGGGGGUGGGUUGAGGGAACGUGGGAUAGUCAAGGUACGCUCCGGGUAAAAUUGAGGAAGCUCCUGCUGAGCUAUUCCGAGACGUUGGGGAGGUCCGGUCCGGAGUGACAUAGCUGUUACCAGAGCAAAAAAAAAAAAACUGAUCAUAAAACUCCCACCCCCUCACUCAGGUUCAAGAAACGGUAGAGGAAGCGCUUUCCUACCUGCGCGAAGACCUCUCCAAAAUGGAAACUGACGUGGAGCACCUCUCCGCGCUCCUCUUCGAAGCCGACGUCUGGCUCGCGGAUCCUACAACAGCGUUGAAACACGGGUUGAAUCCCAAGGAGGCGUUGAAUCAUGUGGGAGGGUUAUUUGGGAGUUAUCAGGCGGAAUUGAGUGAGUGGGUGCUGCGAGCGAAAAGGGAGGCGUAAAAGGAUAACAGAGAAUGACCGAGCUGACGACUUUUUCGAUGUCACGUGCUCUCCCUAUUCGUUCCAUGUGAUCCUUGGCACAGUCCGAUUACGGUAAUUCCACCAGUUCAGAAUUCUCUUCAUCCUUCACAACCACUGAUUCAUCCUUUUCCCCGUCGGUCACCUCCCCUCCCCGCCUACUGAAUCCAUCCCCUCCUCCCCUCUACCCGAACUCAAGAGAACUCCUCGCCGAUUUCACCUGCGAAGAAAUCACCGUCGACGACUUCGCGUCCGAAUGGAAAGUCAUGAAAGAAGUGGACGCGGGGGCCGAAGCUGAAUUGUCGGAUUUGGUGGAUGUGUUGGGCAAGUGGGCGGCGGGCGCUUCGGGUGGUGGGGGUGGCGGGGACUUGUUUGAGAGUUCUGCGAAGGGGACGGGGACGGGGAUCGGAGGGGAGGAUGAGGAGAUGAGUUAG
Messenger RNA from Microbotryum saponariae, 1083 nucleotides. NCBI's taxonomy places the organism in Eukaryota, Fungi, Basidiomycota, Microbotryomycetes, Microbotryales, Microbotryaceae. The record is from the annotation of a GenBank genome assembly.